AUCUAUCGUUAUUCAAGUAGGGUUGUGCCUAUGCUAGACUGGAUAGUCAAGUAUAAAAAAAGUUAUCUUCUUGGGGAUGUUAUUUCAGGUUUAACUAUUGGAACAAUACUUUUGCCUCAAGGAAUGAGUUAUGCAGUAGUUGCAGGGUUGCCGCCUAUUUAUGGUCUUUAUUGCACUAUGCCUAUGAUAGUUUACAGUUUGUUCGGAACUUCGAAACAUCUGUCUGUUGGUCCGGUAGCUUUGGUUUCAUUACUGUUAGCCAAUUCCUUUCCAGUUGGAUCAACUGUAGUGGAAAAAGUGUUGAUAGCCAACGCAAUUACUUUUCUUGCUGGUGUUAUUUUGUUAGGAUUGGGUUUAUUGCAGUUGGGUUUUGUCAUUCAUUUUGUCAGUCAUCCAGUUAUCAGCGGAUUCACAAGUGCAGCAGCAAUAACUAUCGCACUUACUCAGAUAUCUUCUUGUUUUGGAUAUGAAAUUGAAUCCAGUGAAUUUGCGUGGGAGCUUUUGUAUGAGACAUUUGGAAAGAUUUCUCAGACAAACAUUGCUACUUUAUUAUUUUCACUUUCCUGUUUGAUUGUUUUGUUUGGUCUUCGUCAUUUACCUCUGCAUCGAUGGUUACAUUUGCCUCAGUUGAUACCUCCAACUCUCAUUGGCUCGUUGGCUCCAUUGUUUACAACUAUUCUCGGCAUUUGUCUAAAUUACUUUAUUGAGUUGUCUGAAAAGUUUGGAGUUGAACAAGUAGGAAAUAUUCCUUCGGGUAUUCCCGUUCCAACUUUUCCCAAGUUGUCCAAUUUAACUUUAUCUUCUUAUAUCGGUUCAACGUUUGCAAUGAUUGCUCUCGUUAUUGCAGAAAGUAUGUCUAUUGCGUCAGCAUUGGCUUUGCGCUAUCGAUACAAUAUCCAUGCUAGUCAAGAACUGGUGGCUCUUGGUUCUGCGAAUAUUAUUGGCUCAAUCUUUCAUUCAUAUGUAGUGGCGGGUAGUUUUUCUCGAUCAGCUGUGAAUGCACAUACUGGAGCAAACACUCAGCUUGCUAGUAUUAUUGCUUCUUUCAUUAUUCUUUUAUCUAUUUUGGUUCUAAUGCCACUCUUUACACAUCUUCCUAAAUGUGUUCUUUCAUGUAUCGUGAUCAUGGCAGUUAGCAAUCUAGUGGACUAUCAAGAAGCUUUAUUUCUUUGGCGGGUAGAUAAACUUGACUUUGUAGUUCUUUUGAUAGCUUUUAUUUCCACCUUGGGAGCUGGUUCCUUAUACGGUUUAUUAUCUUCAGUUGCAGUAUCUUUGAUGAUGAUGUUGUAUGCCACAUACAGGCCUAGAGUUCAGAUUUUACCUAAAAGUGUGUCACAAAGGAGAUUGAUGAAUGACUUAGUGAGUAGUCCCAAUUCGUCAUGGAACGACACAUGCUUGGAGCCUUUUAUUUUGUGUCUACGUAUAUCGGAAAAUCUCUAUUUUGGAAAUGCAGAAUCAUUCCAAUCCAAAAUUUUUCGAUUAUUAGAAAAGGAAAGACGAAUACGAUGUAUAGAAAUGAUUUUGAUCGACAUUGGUGGAAUGAGCACCAUCGAUUCUUCAGCAUUGAGAGUUGUACGUGCAGUGAAAGAGCAUUUGACCUUGCAACACAUUGAACUGUUGUUUUGCCAAGCUUCUUCCAAUAUUCAUUUGAAGUUUUGUUUGGCUGGUCUAAGUAGCCAUUCUACAGUUCAUAACCUUGAGGAUGUACUGACGGAAAUACAUUGCAGUAAACUAGCUUCCAACAGUAUUGAAAAGACACAAAUGUUGCAAGUUCAAGUUGUAACCAGUGAGGAGGAAAGUUCUGACUCAAGACAAGCUUCUUCGUCGUUUCAUCCACUCCAUUUUUUAUAUCACGAUGAGAAUAAAGUGGUUACUAUGCAUAGCAACAUGAAAAGAAGUAAUUCAGCUCCAAGUUUUUCAUCUCAUUGAGUUUUGAAGAAGAUGUGUGAUGGCUGGCUUAGGAUAGUAUAGAAAGUAUUCAGAAACUCGAUAGAAAUAGCGUAUAUUCGUCAUUCAAGUGUUCAUAAUUCAGUUUCUUUCACUUU
This is a messenger RNA of Galdieria sulphuraria, 2045 nucleotides long. Its product is annotated as sulfate permease, SulP family. The record is from RefSeq and is a predicted model, not a curated record. Gene Ontology annotation, biological process: transmembrane transport. The transcript has 7 exons. Gene Ontology annotation, cellular component: membrane. Lineage: Eukaryota; Rhodophyta; Bangiophyceae; Galdieriales; Galdieriaceae. The coding region runs from base 31 to 1929 and encodes 632 amino acids.